Molecule: messenger RNA, 3697 nt
Organism: Sardina pilchardus (European sardine)
Lineage: Eukaryota; Metazoa; Chordata; Actinopteri; Clupeiformes; Clupeidae
Product: RNA-binding protein MEX3B
Exons: 3
Coding region: 389-2566 (725 amino acids)
Molecular function (GO): RNA binding
Source: RefSeq, a predicted model, not a curated record
GCAGAACGGCGUGCGCCUGGCGAGACAAAGGCGUCGGACCAGGGAACAGGAGAAAGAGGCGAGACAUACUUCUUGUUUUUUCGGGACACAUCUGCACGGAAAUGUGAAGAAAGUCACCGGAACAGUAGAUUGGGUGAUGGGAAGAUAAAACAUCGGAAUUCAGCACGAGCUGAGCCCCUGUCCCUCCUCAUAUGCUUUUAAAAUCAUUUCUCCAACGCCCCCAAAUUAGCAAGCCUGCUAGCGUUAGCCAACUGCUUGCCACACUCAUCAUUCCUUCAGAAUCAGAAGAAAGGAGCAAGAUAAACUGCUGGAGGUGGCUAAGAGACAAAAAGGAGCUGAAAGCCUACUUAACUUGUCUCCUGAAGUCUGAUGUACAAAUACGGGGACUAUGCCUAGCCCCCUGUUUCAUCCCGAUAUCAUGGAUCACGAAAUGGUAGUGAGCAGCCCGCAGCAGAACGGGGUCACUUUAUCGAGAGAGACCGACCAAGAGUCCCGGGAGGAGGACCAUCAGGAGGUGCUCCGGUAUGCCCUCGACCAGCUCUCGCUCAUGGCUAUGGAGAAGGUCGACCGCGGCGGCGGGCUGGUGGAGUCUCUAGACGGCACACCGGGCUCGGUGGGGGAGACGUGUAACGUCAACGGCGGAUAUGUGGACCUACAGAUGCUGGAACACCCAGGCGGCUCACGGGAGUCCCCGACGUCCUGCUCCCCGUCCCCGGAGUACUAUGGCACGGGCGGCUACCACAUGGCAGGACCGCACUCCCAUCCCAUUCUUGGGGAACAAAGCUCCGUGCUGAGCCGAAAGAGGAGCGUCAACAUGACUGAAUGUGUACCUGUGCCCAGUUCGGAACACGUCGCAGAAAUAGUUGGGAGACAAGGCUGUAAGAUCAAGGCCUUGCGCGCCAAGACCAACACGUACAUCAAGACUCCGGUGCGCGGGGAGGAGCCCGUGUUCAUAGUGACGGGCCGCCGCGAGGACGUGGAGAUGGCCAAGCGCGAGAUCAUCUCGGCCGCCGAGCACUUCUCCAUGAUCCGCGCCUCGCGCUGCAAGGCCGGAGCCGGACAGGGUCCCGGGGGGAGCGGCGGCACUGGGGGCCCCCUCCCCGGCCCCCCCAACCUGCCCGGCCAGACCACCAUCCAGGUGCGGGUGCCGUACCGCGUGGUGGGGCUGGUGGUGGGGCCCAAGGGCGCCACCAUCAAGCGCAUCCAGCAGCAGACGCACACGUACAUCGUGACGCCGAGCCGCGAGAAGGACCCCGUGUUCGAGGUGACGGGCAUGCCGGAGAACGUGGACCGGGCGCGCGAGGAGAUCGAGACGCACAUCACGCUGCGCACGGGCGCCUUCGUCGACCUGCAGGCCGACAACGACUUCCACAGCAACGGCACCGACGUCAGCCUGGAGGGCCUGGGCGCCGCGCUGGCCGGGGGGGCAGGGGGGCUCGGAGGGGCGCUGUGGUCUCGUGCCACACACCACCACCACCACCCUCACCCUCACGCCCACCCACACGCCCACCACGCCCACUCCUCCUCGGCCUCAGGAUCCCCUCCUCCUCCCCCGCCCCCACCACCACCUCUCCCCCUGUCCUCAGCCCCCUCCUCACGCAAGCCCUCGGCCUAUCACAACGGGGGGAUGGGGAUGGACGCCUACCCCCCGACCCGACGCGCCACUGACGGCGGAAGCCCCACCAGCCCCUUCAGCACCGGCAGCAGCGGAGGCGGCGGUUUCUCCUUCGGUUCCGACCCGACGGGCCUCACCGGGGGGCCUCCCGGCGCAGCUGACGACCUGGCCUUCGAGUUCAGUGCCGCCAACAUCUGGGCGCCGUUUGUGAACGGAGGCAAACAGCAGCAGCAGCAGCAGCAGCAGCAGGGCACGGCAGGCGGCGGGGGGAACGGAGGGCCGUCGGUGGCACCAGCGCCCUCUUCAGGCGGCCCGGCGUCACACCCGCAGCCCUUGCGACGGAACAGCAGCGGCCUGAGCGGCGGCGUGCUGACCCCUCGGCUCUCCCCUACGCUGCCCGUGGCCGUGGGCAGCGGCAGCGAGGCCGCCGGGCUCCUGGACCACCCGCUGGCCCGCCGGGCCCAGUCCGACCCCCUCAGCACGCUGGCCUGGCUCCAGACGGGCGGCGUGGGCGUGGCCUCCUUCUCGUCCUGCGGAGGCGGCGGCGGCGGAGGCUCCAGCUCCAGCUCGGGAUCGUCCAGCUCCACCGGCUACUCGUCCUGUUCCGCCUCCUCACUGCCCGGCGGAUCCCCCACCGACUCGGAGGGCGGCGGCAGCGGCGUGGGUCUGCCCGCGGGCAUGCUGGGCCGGCUGAAGGGCGCUGGCGGCGGCAUGGUGGGCGGUGUGGUUGGCGUGGGGGCGGCGGGGCUGGUGAUGGCGGCGGCGGGAGCGGUGGGCGCGGGCAGCAGAGACUGCUGCGUGUGCUUCGAGAGCGAGGUGACGGCGGCGCUGGUGCCCUGCGGGCACAACCUCUUCUGCAUGGACUGUGCCGGCCAGAUCUGCCAGUCGCAGGAACCCGAGUGCCCCAAGUGCCACACGCCGGCCACACAGUGCAUCCGCAUCUUUUCCUAAUGCCCCUCCGCCCUGCGUCACUCCCACUCCGUACACACCCCCCCCCCCACACCAACCCAACUCCCCCCUGGCCUGCAUGGCCCACAGCCACCAGAACAAACAAACAAACAAACAUGCACACAUACCAACAAACAACAAACAGCCCCACAGAAACAAACCAACCAAUCAUUGGAAAGCAAAAUCUUCCUGUUCCUGCUUCGGGACUUUGUAGAGGUCGUGACCCCCAGCGAGAGAGACUGGCGGUGUGUGUAGCGGGAGGCAUUGGUCCCCCUACUCUCUCUGCCUGCUGGCCACUCAGACUCCUGCGUUAGAUAUGACACUAUACUGAUUGAAUUAUUAAUAAUAAUAAUAAUAAUAAUGAUAAGAGUAAUAAGAUGGUGAUGAUAAUAAUAACGAUUAUAUUAUGAUAGACUCCUGUGUUUCAUCAGAGACUGCACAUGCAUACACACAUCUAGUCUUUCCUAGAACAUGGAGCUUUUUACAAAUAAUUUGUUUUGUUUUUUGUGCUUUUGGAGCUCGUGGGGAAAGACCAGUGUCUUAUUUUUGCUUCUGUCCUUCACUCUUCCUCCUUUUUUUUUGAAGCAAUCUACUCUUCAACCCUCCGUUUGUGUGUGUGUGUGUGUGUGUGUGAGAUGCUGUCUGGGAUGUCUGUGCAGCAGACAGUAGAGACUGACUUUGCCUUCUCUGAAUGGACAGAUGUGUGUGUGUGUGUGUGUGUGUGUGUGUGUAUGUUUUCAGUCCAAGGUCACUUAGGUUUGCACUUUCUCCAGCAUUUUCUUUUUGUGCGUGUGUGUGUGUGUGUUUGGUGUUCUCUGACACUUUGGAGAAGGCUCUGUCCACUUGGGCCAGCAGUGGCCAUAAGUUGCACUACCACACAUACACACAUACAUACAUACAUACAUACAUACAGACACAUACACCAGUCACCUGCAAGACUAAAUGGUUACAGAACUUUUUCCCUCUUUCCUCUCCAUAAUUCGUCUCGGUGGAGAAUGAAUGAGAACACUUGUCUGUUGUCUCCGGUGUUUGUGGAACAGAUGUGCUAAGUAAGCAGUGGUUGAAACACAUAGGAUAUGGGCAGACCAGUGCUCGUUACUACAGCGCCAUGAAGGUCAGGGGGAGAAGGUAGAG